UUUUAAUGGGUACGGAAAAAUAAAAUGAGUUUAACAAUGACCCAGGAACCCACUUGCUCAAACAAUAGUCAUGGGUAGCCCCUGACUGCCAUCACCGUUCCUGGAAUCUUCCAUGACAAUAAAAAAGUAAAAUAAAAAGAUGGAGAAAGUGGAAGAUAAAGAUUAUAAAAAGGACAAUAAAGAUUAUAAAAAGGACAAUAAAGAUGAUAAAAGGGGGGACAAGAAGGAUGAAAUGAAGGUAACCACUGAAAUUAUAGAAGAUAAAGCCGGAGGAACACUACUAAAAGGUUCAGAAAUUGAUGAUAAAUCUGGAGGAACACUACUAAAAGGUUCAGAAAUUAAUAAUAAACCUGGAGGAACACAGCUAAAUCUACAAAUCGAGGACAACUCUGGAGCAGCACAGCUAAACCUGGAAAUCGACGAUAAACCUGGAGGAGCACAGCUAAAUCUACAAAUCGAGGACAAUUCCGAGCUAUUGGCAAAGACUGUGGAAAUUAACGAGACUACUGAGACAAUGGAUAAAGUUCUAAAAGAAACAGACUCUAGGAGUAACUUUAAAAUAAAGGCAAUAGACCCUAGGCAAUUUACAGGACCAUACAUAAACCCAUGGAUAAGGUUACUUAUAUAUAUAAUAAUGGUAUAUUUCGCUGGUACUUUGUAUCUGGGCUGGACAGGGUACCAGACAUUACUAUACAAGGCAGGUGCCUUUGAGGAAUGUUGCGUGGCAGAAUCUGACAUAACGAGGGUCACAAUUGGCAGUGAUGAUUAUAUUGACUGUGGAUGUCGGAAAGCGGCCUUGAAUAAUUUAUACACAAUUGCCUUUUCAACGCACUUUCUCUCGACUUUUUUAACAGGGAUAGUGUUUGACCUCAUAGGGCCUAAAUAUUUGUAUAUGAUAUCCCAGUUGGUUCAGAUGGCUACGUGGAUUCUAAUAGGCUCGUUUCCCAAAAACGGAUCAGUUUUAAGAGUAGCUUUUUUUCUGGUAGGAUUAAGUUCCGAGUCGUCCAUUAUGCCCCUGAUGACUAUUUCUUAUUACUUUCCAUAUUGCCAAUCACUGAUCAUCUCAAUCAUUGGAGCAACGAGGUCACUUUCAUUUAUUAACCCAAUCCUACUUUCAAAAAUCUUCGAACUUAAAAUUUUCGGCCGUGGGCACCUGUUCCUUAUUACCAUCACGUAUUCCAUUAUUAGUAACCUUACGUCAUUUGUCAUUGGAGCAUUCAUAGUCCAGAAACGGUUCUACAAAGUUGGGAAAUCAAAGCACGGGAGUAGGCCCAGGUACAUUACCUCCGCUAACAUCACAUCCGGUCAUAGUUUAUCGUUCUUUGGCAGGUUCAGCAGCUCACACCUUAGUUCACACCUUAGUUCACAUUUAACCUUUGAUCAAUCUGCGAGUUUCGGAAAGAGAACACUGAUAGACAUUAGAAACAGGAUUAUCCGCGUGAUUAGCCAUCGUCAAUUUGUAGAAUAUGUUAUCCUAGUCCUGGUCUCCUCACUAUACCUAGCCUCGGUGGAGUUUAUAAGUAAGUCCCAGAGGGAACUUCUAAUGUGUACCGACGGCUCCAGCGCCGUAGACCUCUUCAAGUAUAUUCACAUCUUAACCUUCGCUCCCUGCCCUUUCAUGGGAUAUCUCAUUGAUCGAUUAGGACCAUCAUUCGUACUCAUCAUUUUACACUCUUGCUGUUUUUUUUAUUAUUUUUUUGUGUCGUUUGAUUUUUAUAUUUUGAAGAUUAUAGCUUGUGUAUUUUACUUGUUUGCUUGUUCAAUGUUUGUUUCGCAUAUAUAUUGCUACGUGACGAAGAGGUUUAACCUGAGGAACUUCGGGAGACUCGUGGGAUUUUGUUUCUUCUCGGCGGGCCUUUUCGUAAUACUCAACGUCCCUCUGUAUAACUUCAUGACGAACCGGUCAUCGUCGCUGGACACGCACAAUUUGAAGAUAGUCACGCGAGUGUUCAUAGGCUACAUGGCCUCAGGGUUCGUCAUGUGUCUCAUAUUGCUAUAUUUCACCUCUAAAAAGAAACGCCGCACACACAAACAAAUACAGUCACAGUAACAUUUUAAAUUUGUCACUAGCAAAUAGGACAGAAAUUGUCUGAAAAUUGUUCAAUUCACAUAAAUUUUUCAGAAUGCAGUUUUAUAUUUUGUAAAUUAAAAAACUCAAAUUUAAGUCCCGAGAAUUUUAAAAUAAUAUACACUAGGAUUUUAAAGUGAUAUAACUAGGAUUUUAAAGUGAUAUAACUAGGAUUUUAAA
Molecule: messenger RNA, 2248 nt
Organism: Theileria parva strain Muguga
Lineage: Eukaryota; Apicomplexa; Aconoidasida; Piroplasmida; Theileriidae
Product: putative integral membrane protein
Exons: 2
Coding region: 140-2050 (636 amino acids)
Source: RefSeq, a predicted model, not a curated record